Molecule: messenger RNA, 1858 nt
Organism: Balaenoptera acutorostrata (minke whale)
Lineage: Eukaryota; Metazoa; Chordata; Mammalia; Artiodactyla; Balaenopteridae
Gene: DRG2
Product: developmentally regulated GTP binding protein 2
Exons: 13
Coding region: 99-1229 (376 amino acids)
Biological process (GO): cytoplasmic translation
Cellular component (GO): cytoplasm
Molecular function (GO): GTP binding; GTPase activity
Source: RefSeq, a predicted model, not a curated record
UGGGCUUCCGGCGCACGCUGAUCUGCCGCCGCUGACGGGCCGGGGUUCGCGGAGCCGCUGCAGUCUGCCUCGCCUGUGCGCCUGGUUCAGCCGCCGCCAUGGGGAUCCUGGAGAAGAUCUCCGAGAUCGAGAAGGAGAUCGCCCGCACGCAGAAGAACAAGGCCACCGAGUAUCACCUGGGCCUGCUGAAAGCAAAACUCGCCAAGUAUCGGGCCCAGCUCCUGGAACCCUCCAAAUCGUCCUCAUCCAAAGGCGAGGGCUUCGAUGUCAUGAAGUCGGGCGACGCCCGCGUGGCACUGAUUGGCUUCCCCUCUGUGGGUGGGGCAGGACCCCCGCUGCAACGACCUGCUUUCUCCCAGUCUACCUUCCUGAGCCUGAUGACCUCCACGGCCAGUGAGGCUGCGUCCUAUGAGUUCACAACCCUGACCUGCAUCCCUGGGGUCAUUGAAUACAAAGGCGCCAACAUCCAGCUCCUGGACCUCCCUGGAAUCAUCGAAGGCGCAGCACAAGGGAAGGGCCGUGGCCGGCAGGUGAUCGCCGUGGCACGCACAGCCGACGUCGUCAUCAUGAUGCUGGACGCCACCAAGGGAGAGGUGCAGAGGUCCCUGCUGGAGAAGGAGCUGGGGUCGGUCGGCAUCCGCCUCAACAAGCACAAGCCCAACAUCUACUUCAAGCCCAAGAAAGGAGGCGGCAUCUCCUUCAACUCGACGGUCACGCUGACGCAGUGCUCAGAGAAGCUGGUGCAGCUGAUCUUGCACGAGUAUAAGAUCUUCAACGCGGAGGUGCUCUUCCGAGAAGACUGCUCCCCGGACGAGUUCAUAGACGUGAUCAUGGGCAACCGCGUGUACAUGCCCUGCUUGUAUGUUUAUAACAAAAUCGACCAGAUCUCAAUGGAGGAAGUGGACCGCCUGGCCCGGAAACCUGACAGCGUGGUCAUUAGCUGCGGCAUGAAGCUGAACCUGGACUACCUGCUGGAGAUGCUCUGGGAGUACCUGGCCCUGACCUGCAUCUACACCAAGAAGAGAGGCCAGAGGCCGGACUUCACGGACGCCAUCAUCCUCCGGAAAGGGGCCUCUGUGGAGCACGUGUGCCACCGCAUCCACCGGUCACUCGCAAGCCAGUUCAAGUACGCGCUGGUGUGGGGCACCAGCACCAAGUACAGCCCGCAGCGGGUGGGCCUGACCCACACCAUGGAGCACGAGGACGUCAUCCAGAUCGUGAAGAAGUAGUGGCCCCGCCCCCGCCCCCCGUGGGACUCACCGGAGCCUAAACUGGGAAAAUACAAAUGCACCCCACGAAGGGGCCUCUCACGUCUCUGCUGUUUGCAGAAAUUUCUUCAAUGGGCAGAUGGUGGAGAGCAUGCUGGGGCCUUGGGAUGAGGUUGGGGAUGGGCUGGGCUGGCGGCGUUUCCCGUGAGACUGGACUCUGGAAGGGGUCCUAUUUGGGUCCCUGGGCCUGCGCCGUCUCCCCCCGCCCCACCCCACCCCACCCCCAGCCCCGUCCAGUGCAGAGUGAGCGAGUUGCCCACCUGCCCCCCGCUAGGGCCUAGUGCAGACGGCUGGCCUGGUGUCGGGUGGGGGGCUGGGCCUACUUGGGUCCCUGGCGGCCCCUCAGCUCCUGCCCGCUUCUCUGGUUCUCAGGGAGGGCGCUGCCCAGGACAAAACCCCCUAUCCGCCCCCCGUCCCCGGGCACCCCCUGCCCAGCACAGAGCCCAGGACCCAGCCCGGUGCAGACACCUGGGCUGGGGGAUUUGGAGUCUGGGCUCUGCGUUUUCUCUAAAUACCACCCCGCCCUGCACCCCCAAUCUCUCGGCUCUCCUUCCUGAAAUAAAAAGUGGAAACAAUGCCUGUUCACUAAG